Molecule: messenger RNA, 5776 nt
Organism: Anas platyrhynchos (mallard)
Lineage: Eukaryota; Metazoa; Chordata; Aves; Anseriformes; Anatidae
Source: RefSeq, a predicted model, not a curated record
CAGAUAAAUAGCUCGCCCCUGGCCGCGCAGGACAGGCGGUGGCACGGAGGCACAGCCGGGUGCCCGCCGGGGACACGGGGACCACCGGGACGGGACCACCGGGGGACACGGGGACCACCGGGGGACACAGACCCUCAGUGUCACACCGAGGGGCUGCUGCGCAACGACCCAACACCUCCUGCCCUCUUCCGCCUGCCCCAUGGCUGUGGCCACGUCCCCCCUGCAGUGGCUCGUCCUCAUGGCCAGCCUUGUGCCCCCAGCCCACGGCUCCUGGGGUGUCAGCUACCCCCCCGAGCUGAGGAGCAUCACGGGUUCCUGCGUGGUGUUCCCCUGCACGCUGAGCUUCCCCGACAGCAUCUCGGCCAGCAAAGGCAUCGUGGCCAUCUGGUACAAGGACUACAGCAACCAGAAGACCGUGGUGUACCACUCGGAGGGCCAGGACGUGGACGCCAGGUUUCGGGACCGAGCCCAGCUCCUGGGGGACCCGGCUGCUCACAACUGCACCCUGCUGCUGCGGGGGGUGACCCCGGAGGACAGCGGGCCCUACAAAUUCCGCUUCGAGAUCGUCGACGGGGACCGGUGGUCGGCGGAGCGGGACGUGGAGCUGAGAGUUUCGGAUGUCCUGGAGCGCCCCAGCAUUGCGGCCAGCGAGGAGGUGCCGGAGGGGACCGAGGUCACCUUCCAGUGCUCCACGCCCUACGUCUGCCCGCUGAGCGACGUGGCCCUGCGCUGGGCGGGCUACGAUGAGCGCGUCUCCUCCGUGUCCCCCCGCCUGCAGCUGGACACCAGCGGGGUCGGCCACCACCUGAGCCUCGCCACCUCCUUCUCCUGGAAGGACCACGCCAGGGAGCUCUUCUGCGAGGUGCUCCACGGCUCCCAGAAGGCGAGCGGGGAGCUGGUCCUGCGGGUGAGACACGCCCCCAAAGGCACCAGGGUGUCGAUCACCCCCUCGGCGCAGAACAUCCUGGUGGGGGACACGGUGUCUCUGAGCUGCGAGGUGAACAGCAGCUACCCCCCGGUGUCUGCGUACCAGUGGUACAAGGACGGAGCCGCCGCGGGCACCGAGCGCACCCUGACGCUGCGGGGCGUGCGGCGGGCGGACCACGGGCAGUACCGCUGCGAAGCCCACAACGCCCUCGGGGCCGGCACGGCGCCCCCCGUGAUGCUCUACGUCUUCUCCGCCGAGAUCUCCGUGAGCCCCGCGGCCGAGGUGCGGGAGGGGACGAGCGCGGAGCUGUCCUGCGACGUGCCCGGCAGGGAGGGCCAGGAGCUGAACUACACCUGGUACAAGAACAGCGCCUGGCUGCAGGACGGCCCCGCGCACACCCUGCUCUUCCACCGCGUGGCCACCAGCGACGCCGGCUUCUACUCCUGCAAGGUGACCAACGACCGGGGCAGCACCACGUCCCAGCCCGUCAGCCUGAGCGUGACCUACCCCCCCAGGACCCCCUCCCUGACGCUGCUGCAGGAGCCGCAGGGCGGCGGGCUGGCUGUGGUGCACUGCUCGGUGGACAGCCGCCCGCCGGCCACCCUGGCGCUGUACCGCGACGGCAACCUCGUGGCCACCAGCGGCUCGCAGGUGGCCCCCAGCCAGCGGCUGGCCAUCACGGCCUCCCGAAACGCCCUGCGCCUGGAGAUCCGCGGCGUGAGGCCGCAGGAUGGGGGGCAGUACCGCUGCACCGCCACCAACACCUUGGGCAACGCCAGCGCCACGCAGCCCUUCGUCACCCACACUGCCAGAGUCCAGAUCCAGCCCUCGGCGGAGGUGCGGGAGGGGGAAGCCGUCACCCUGAGCUGCGAGGUGCCGGGUGACGUGGGGCCGGCCACCUUCACCUGGUACAGGAACGGCCGGUGGCUGCGCGAGGGCGUGGAGCCGGCGCUGAGCUUCCCGGCCAUCCGCAGCGCCGACGCUGGAGCCUUCCAGUGCCUGGCACAGGGCAGCGGCCACAGCCACAGCUCGGCGGCCGUCACGCUCCGGGUGCUCUGCACGGCAGGGAAUGUGCCCAACCCAGGGCGGAGCAGUGCCCUCGGAGAUGCUGGGGACACCGCGGGUCCCUCGUGGAGAGCAGUCCCCCCCCGGCAGCCGGUGAUGAGCUCCCUCCUGGAGACCCAGGGCGGGCAGCUGGGCAUCAUCCAGUGCUCCGUCCAGAGUGACCCGGAGGCCAACCUGACCCUGUGGAGAGGAGGAGAGGCACUGGCUUGCACGGGGGGCUGCCCCCCGGCCCCCAGCCCCCGGCUGCAGGCGACGGCCUCGUACAACAGCCUGAGGCUGGAGCUGCGGGACGUGGUGCUGGAGGACGAGGGCACCUACGUGUGCCAGGCCAGGAACACGCAGGGCAACGCCAGCGCCUCCAUGGCCUUCAGUGCCGAGACCGCCCGCGUCGUGGUGUCCCCAUCUCCCCACGUGCUGGAAGGCAGCGCCGCCAACCUGACGUGCCAAGUGAGCAGCGGGUCCCCGAGCCUGCCCAACGUCACCUGGUACAGGAACGGGCAGAGGAUCCCCCGGGACCCCCACCCCGAUGCAUCCCUGGUGCUGCAGCGGGUGGUGAGGGGGGACGCGGGGCUCUACCAUUGCACCGCCGCCACCGGGAGGAGCAGCCGGAGCUCUGCCGCCGUCCUGCUGGAUGUGCUGUACCCCCCGAGGGACCCUCAGCUCACCGCCUUCCUGGAGACGCAGCGGGGCCGGCUGGCCAUCUUCGAGGGCUCGGUGGCGAGCAACCCCCCUGCCCAGCUGGCCCUGUACCGGGGCGAGGAGCUGGUGGCCUCCAGCGGCACGGGGCACGGCACCAACCCGAGGGUCAGCGCCACGGCCACCCCCAACGCGCUCCGGGUGGAGAUCCGGGAUGUCACGCUGGCAGACGAGGGCACCUACAGCCUCGCCGCCACCAACGCGCACGGCACCGUGUCCCAGCACCUCGAUUUCCGUGUGCAGGCAGCCUCGGGAUGCAGCAGGGGCACCAAAAUGCUGCGAGGCGCCGUGUCCCCCACGCUCUGCCCUCCUCCCUCAGCCGCCCGCGUCCUCAUCUCGCCGUCGGCGGAGGUGCUGGAAGGGGACGACGUCUCCCUGACGUGCGAGGUGCCGGGGGAGCCUCAGGAGGAUGCCACCUUCUCCUGGUACAAGGACAGCAAGCGCCUGGAGGACAGCCCCGGCCGCGUCCUCGAGCUGCCCCACGUCGCCAGCACUGCCGCGGGCUCCUACCACUGCAAAGCCCACGGCCCCGCGGGGACCGGUGCCAGCAUCUCCCCGGCCGUCAGCCUGCGUGUCCUGUAUCCCCCCCGGGUGCCGGUGCUGAGCUCCUUCCUGGAGUCGCCGGGGGGGCGUCGGGGCGUGCUGCAGUGCCGGGUGGACAGCAGCCCCCCGGCGCAGCUGGAGCUCUCCAAGGACGGCUCCUUGGUGGCCUCCAGCGCGCUGCCCGCCCCCGCCACCUCCCCGCGGCUCGGCGUCACCGCGGCCACCAACAGCCUGCGGGUGAGCAUCGGCGACGUGCUGCUGGAGGACGAGGGCGAGUACGUGUGCGCCGCCAGCAACGCCUACGGCAACGCCAGCACCGCCGCCAACUUCACGGCAGGGACUGCCCGGGUUUGGAUCUCACCCUCCUCGGAGGUGCGUGAAGGGGACGCCGUGACCCUGACGUGCGCCGUGGAGAGCGCAGCCCAGGAGGCUCUGAGCUACACCUGGUACAAGAACGGGGUCAGGCUGAGCAGCGGCACGGCCCCACAAAUCGUCCUCCCCAGCGUGGGGGCCGCCGACGCCGCCUCCUACCACUGCGCCGUGCAGAGCCCCGCCGGCACCCGCAGCGUGGCCCCCAGCACCCUCAGCGUCCUCUACCCCCCCCGGAACAUGCAGCUGAAGGCCUUUGCGGAGAGCAGCGGGGGGAGCGCCGUCAUCCUGCUCUGCACCGUGGAGAGCAACCCCCCGGCCGAGCUCAGCCUGCACCGGGGGGGGCAGCUGGUGGCCUCCAGCGCGUCCACGACCCCCACCCAACGCUCGCCCCCUCCCAACGCGCUGCGCCUGGAGCUGCCGGCCGCCGCGGCGCAGGACGAGGGCGAAUACGAGUGCCGGGCACGCAGCCCCCUCGGCAGCACCAGCACAUCCCUGCCCCUCCACGUGCAAGCCGUCAGGGUGGUGGUGCGGCCAGGGAGCGAGGUGCAGGAGGGCACGGAGGUGACACUGAGCUGCGAGGAUGUGGGUGCCCAGCUGGGCACCGUCUACGCCUGGUUCAAGAACGGGCGCUGGCUGCAGGAGGGUCCCGGUGCCGCGCUCCUGCUCCACGCUGCGCGCAGCAGCGAUGCGGGCGCCUACAGCUGCCAGGCGCGGACGGGGGCGCGCAGCCGGAGAGCCCCCCCCGCAGCCCUGAGGGUGCUGUACGCACCCCGGGAGCCAUCCUUCGUGUCCCUGGUGGAGCCGUGGGGCGGGCGGCAAGCCGAGCUGCUGUGCACUGUGGACAGCCACCCACCCGCCGACAUCACCCUGCUGCGGGGCCGUGCGCCCCUCGCCUCCACCCGGGGCCCCUCCGACCCCCGCGCCUCCGUCCAGGCUGAGCCCAACGCCCUGCGGGUGCGGAUGGUGGCGCUGGGCCCGGGGGACGCGGGGCUCUACGUCUGCUCAGCCAACAACAGCUUCGGCACCGCGACCACCUCCCUGCUCCUCGUGGCGAGCGGUGUCCGAGUCACGGUGGAGCCCUCUCCAGAAGUCCCCGAAGGUGCCACAGCCACCAUGAACUGCUCGGCGGUGCCCUGGGUGGGCGACGAGGCCAACUACACGUGGUACAAGGACAGCCGGUGGCUGCGGGAGGGACUGGCCAGCGUCCUCGUCCUCGGCCCCGUUUCCAGCGCUGACGCCGGCUUCUACCACUGCCGGGCCAGCGGCGUGCGGGGCAGCGCGGCCUCGGCCCCCCUCAGCCUCACCGUGCUCUACGCCCCGCGAGCCGUGGCCGUCAGCACCUUCCUGGAGAACCUGAGCGGGCGCGUGGGCAUCGUGCUGUGCGUGGCCGACAGCCACCCCCCCGCCGCCCUCGCCCUGUACCGCCGCGGCCACCUCCUGGCCUCCAGCCUGGCCACGGCCUCAACCCCGGGGCUCCGUGCAGCCGCCUCCCUCAACGCCCUGCGCCUGGAGAUCGCGGCCCUGGGGCCCGAGGACGCGGGCGAGUACAGCUGCGUGGCCACCAACCCGCUGGGCAACGCCACGGCCAGCGCCUACUUUGACACCCGCACGCUCUCCCACCUCCUGGUGUUCACCGUCCUGGCCGGGCUGCUCCUCGCCCUGCUCUGCGUGGCCCUGCUGGCCCUCCUGGCCGUGAGGCUGUGGCCCAGGCUGCGCAAAAUUUGGGGCUUGCCGCGGGCUGAGGACACCUUCGAGCUGAGCAGGAAGCAGGAGCAGAUGCAGGUGGAUGGAGAGUCCUAAGCCGCUGGCUCUUUGGCGCAGGAGUGACUGUAGCAGCUGGAAACCGCACAGCCCCCGACACGGGGGGGGCCCAGAGCCACCCUGGGGCAACCCAGCCCCAUCCUGACACCCCCUCCAAGCCCCCCCUGCCUCCCUCCUUCCCUCCCCUGCUGUGCUGGGCACAGCGCCCGUGGUGCUCCGGCUGCGCGCGGUGCGCCGCGGUCCGUGGCUGCUCGGAGCUGCCAAAAUCCCAGGACCCCCCCACCCAGGAGGGGGGUGCGAGCCUGGUGCCGGCCUCUCCAUCACCACCAUCCUCACCCCCCCACCGAGCUGCUGCCCCCGGGGGGCUGCGUGCUACUCACCUGUCUGGAAAUAAAGCACGGAGCAGUGCGA